AUGUCAGCAAAGAACAAGAAAGGGCCUUCACAGGCUGAGCUUAUGGUCAAGACAUGUUCAGAGAUCAUUGCAGAAUUGGUCGAAGCUGUUGAUGCUCGCAAAGAUAUUAACCUUAACGGUCUCAAGAACAGAAUUGCUAGUAAAAACAAACUCCAAAAUCAGCCUAAGCUUGUAGACAUUAUUGCUGCUAUCCCGGAACAAUACAAAGCAGCUCUUUUACCAAAGUUGAAGGCCAAGCCUAUUAGAACUGCUUCUGGUAUUGCUGUUGUGGCUGUGAUGUGCAAGCCUCAUCGAUGUCCUCAUAUUGCCAUGACAGGAAAUAUUUGUGUGUAUUGUCCCGGUGGCCCUGACUCAGAUUUCGAGUAUUCUACCCAAUCUUACACCGGUUAUGAACCUACUUCGAUGCGUGCUAUUCGUGCUCGUUAUGAUCCAUUUGAACAAGCCCGUGGCCGUGUAGAUCAGCUCCGAAGUCUGGGUCAUAGUGUAGACAAAGUAGAAUAUAUUUUGAUGGGUGGUACAUUUAUGUCGAUGGCAGAAGAUUACCGCAACUGGUUUAUUGCUAACCUUCAUGAUGCUCUCUCGGGACAUCCUAGUAAUGAUGUUGACGAGGCUGUGCGUUAUUCACAGCAGAGCCAGACAAAAUGUAUUGGUAUCACAAUAGAAACUCGUCCAGAUUACUGUCUGAAGCCUCAUUUGAGUCAGAUGCUGCGUUAUGGCUGUACACGUCUUGAGAUUGGUGUUCAAAGUGUUUAUGAAGAUGUAGCUAGAGAUACAAACAGAGGCCAUACUGUCAAGGCUGUUUCAGAGUCUUUCCAACUAGCCAAGGAUACUGGUUUCAAGGUUGUUUCCCACAUGAUGCCUGAUCUUCCAAAUGUUGGUAUGGAGCGCGACAUGGAACAAUUUAAAGAGUAUUUUGAGAAUCCGGCGUUCCGUUCGGACGGUCUGAAAAUCUACCCUACGCUUGUCAUCCGUGGCACAGGCUUGUAUGAGCUUUGGCGUACUGGUCGAUACCAAAAUUACACGCCCAAUGCGCUGGUCGACUUGGUUGCUCGCAUUCUUGCACUUGUCCCACCAUGGACCCGCAUCUAUCGCGUCCAACGUGACAUCCCCAUGCCACUUGUUACGUCGGGUGUAGAGCAUGGCAAUCUUCGCGAGUUGGCACUUAACCGAAUGAAGGAUCUCGGAACCGAAUGUCGCGAUGUCCGCACACGAGAAGUCGGUAUCACCGAGAUCCAUCAAAAGAUCCAACCAGACCAGGUUGAGCUUAUCCGACGUGAUUACACAGCAAACAACGGCUGGGAAACCUUUUUAUCUUAUGAGGAUCCUCAUCAAGAUAUUCUUGUCGGUCUGCUCCGUCUCAGAAAAUGCUCACCACAGACUUUCCGUCCUGAACUCACUUCUGCCGGACAGACCUCUAUUGUCAGAGAACUCCAUGUUUAUGGCUCUGUAGUACCGAUGCACGAUCGUGAUCCUACAAAGUUCCAGCAUCAGGGCUUUGGUACUUUACUUAUGGAGGAAGCUGAGAGAAUCGCCCGGGAAGAACACGGAAGUGUCAAGUUAGCUGUCAUCUCUGGUGUUGGCGUUCGUCAUUAUUACCAGAAACUUGGCUAUUAUCUGGAUGGCCCUUAUAUGUCCAAGAUGUUGGUAUAG
Molecule: messenger RNA, 1650 nt
Organism: Phycomyces blakesleeanus NRRL 1555(-)
Lineage: Eukaryota; Fungi; Mucoromycota; Mucoromycetes; Mucorales; Phycomycetaceae
Exons: 8
Coding region: 1-1650 (549 amino acids)
Biological process (GO): tRNA wobble base 5-methoxycarbonylmethyl-2-thiouridinylation
Cellular component (GO): cytoplasm; elongator holoenzyme complex; nucleus
Molecular function (GO): iron-sulfur cluster binding; acyltransferase activity, transferring groups other than amino-acyl groups
Source: RefSeq, a predicted model, not a curated record